ACAGUCACAAUGCAGAGUCUACGAGUAGCCAGACCCUUUUCCUCUCGCUUUGUCAAGACGGUGGCUCCCCGGGUCCAACGCCCAUACUCUACACCCUCGGCCGAACACAGCUAUGAGCACAUUCAACUCAGCACUCCCCGUCCCGGUGUUGCUCUGAUCACCCUCAACAGACCCAAAGCCCUCAAUGCCCUCUUCUCCCCUCUGAUCAACGAACUCAACACCUGCACCUCGGCCCUCGACAAAGACCCCUCCAUCGCCGCCAUCGUCCUCACCGGCUCCNCCAAAGCCUUUGCCGCCGGCGCCGACAUCAAAGAAAUGGCUCCAAAGACCUUCGCCGACGCCUAUGGAGAAGACUUUAUCGAGUCCUGGUCCAAUCUCACACAUAUCAAGAAACCUGUUAUUGGUGCUGUGAAUGGGUAUGCGCUUGGCGGUGGCUGUGAGUUGGCCAUGAUGUGCGAUAUUUUGUACGCAUCCAAGUCUGCAACUUUUGGCCAGCCGGAAAUCAAAUUGGGGAUUAUUCCUGGUGCGGGAGGGACACAGCGACUUACUCGCGCGGUCGGCAAAGCAAAAGCCAUGGAAGUUAUCCUCACGGGCGAAAACUUUUCGGGCGAGAAGGCUGAGCAGUGGGGGUUGGUUGCAAAAUGCUUUGACAGUGCAGAUGCUUGUGUGGAAGGUGCGCUUGACACGGCGGCAAAGAUUGCUGGAUAUUCAAAGAUCGCGGUCAAGGCUUGCAAGGAGGCCGUCAACAAGAGUCAAGAUUUGGGUGUCAGGGAGGGUGUGGAGUAUGAGAGGAGGCUGUUCCAUGGGCUUUUUGGCAGCCAGGAUCAGAAGAUUGGUAUGAAUGCGUUUGCGAAUAAGAAGAAGGCUGAGUGGACGCAUUCGUAG
This is a messenger RNA of Aureobasidium vineae, 885 nucleotides long. The record is from the annotation of a GenBank genome assembly. Lineage: Eukaryota; Fungi; Ascomycota; Dothideomycetes; Dothideales; Saccotheciaceae.